CCCCCAGCCCUGGCCCCACCUCUCUCUCUUCUUUGCACCUCUAGACUCCAUCUUCCUUCUCCUGCCCCCUCCCCACUCUGAGCCCCUGGAGUUGCUAGAGGGAAGAGGGCUGAAGCUCCAAAGCCCCGAGGGGGACGAAGCCCUCACUCCGCUUCCCCCUGUGCCCCCAGCUUCUGUCUCUCCCUCCCUCUCUCCCUCCCCUUCACCCAGCAGCCUCCUCCCCUGGAGACCCCCCCCCCGCCUCCAGCCCAGCCUUCUCCAGGCCCCUCCCCCAACCCCAAACAUCUCUGCUCCGCCGGGCGGGCCGGCCAGCCCCCUCCACUCCCCUCCUGCUGCCCUCUCGCUGGCUCCUAGCUCCGCUCCCUCGCUAGCUCGCUCCCUGCUAGCUCUGCUUCGCUGCAGCUGCAUCGGGGCCGGCCCAGGGGCUCGAGUUGGCGGACAGUCUGGGACAACCUCACCCAGGUUUCCCGGUCCUAGCUCCUCAGUCCCUGCGGAUGAGCCUGGUGGAGAAGAUCUCGAAACCCAUGGGUGCCUAGUAGUGGCAGGGACCCGGGGGGCAGGCCCCCCCAUCUUGUGUUCCCCCAGGAGCCCAACUGGAAAACAUUGGUCACUGGCACAGGGGGUGAGUGAGGGCUCUCCCCGACCUCCCCCGUCUUCCACCCUCCUCUGGGAGCCUGGAUGCUGCAUGUGUUUGAGGACGCUGCCCCGUCUGAAGGUCGGCUCAGGGUCUUGCAGCAUAGGGGCUGAAGGGGCCAUCGCCUCUCAAGUUGGAGGUCAGAGCUUGCUGCCAAGGAUGAGGCCCACCCAUUGUCCUGGCAUGUCCUUGGUCAUCAGCCCCUUGGGUCUCCUCAUGGCCCUGCUUCUGGGCUGUCUGGCUGAAGAAUCCCCCAGGUUCAUCAAGGAGCCCCGGGAUCAGAUUGGGGUGUCAGGUGGUGUGGCUUCCUUCGUUUGCCAGGCCACUGGAGACCCCAAGCCGCGGGUGACUUGGAACAAGAAAGGCAAGAAGGUGAACUCCCAGCGGUUUGAGACUAUCGAGUUUGAUGAGAGUGCUGGUGCGGUACUUCGGAUCCAGCCCCUGAGGACGCCCCGGGAUGAAAAUGUGUAUGAAUGUGUGGCGCAGAAUCCCAUCGGGGAGAUCACUGUGCAUGCUAAGCUCACUGUCCUCCGAGAGGACCAGCUGCCCCCUGGCUUUCCCAACAUCGACAUGGGCCCCCAGCUGAAGGUGGUAGAGCGUACAAGGACUGCCACCAUGCUCUGUGCGGCCAGCGGAAACCCAGACCCCGAAAUCACCUGGUUCAAAGACUUUCUACCAGUGGACCCCAGCACCAGCAAUGGCAGGAUCAAACAGCUGAGAUCAGAAAGUACUCCGAUCCGAGGUGCCCUGCAGAUCGAGAGCAGCGAGGAGACGGACCAAGGAAAAUAUGAGUGUGUGGCCAGCAACAGCGCGGGAGUGCGCUACUCGUCCCCCGCUAACCUUUACGUGAGAGAGCUACGAGAAGUACGCCGGGUGGCCCCCCGUUUCUCCAUCCUGCCCGUCAGCCACGAGAUCAUGCCCGGAGGCAACGUCAACAUCACCUGUGUGGCCGUGGGCUCCCCCAUGCCCUAUGUCAAGUGGAUGCAGGGGGCCGAGGACCUGACCCCUGAGGAUGACAUGCCUGUGGGGCGGAAUGUCCUGGAGCUCACCGAUGUCAAAGAUUCAGCCAACUACACGUGCGUGGCCAUGUCCAGCUUGGGCGUCAUCGAGGCUGUGGCACAGAUCACAGUGAAGUCCCUCCCCAAGGCCCCUGGAACCCCAGUAGUGACAGAGAAUACCGCCACCAGCAUCACCAUCACAUGGGACUCAGGCAACCCCGACCCCGUGUCCUAUUAUGUCAUCGAGUACAAGUCCAAGAGCCAAGAUGGCCCUUAUCAGAUCAAAGAGGACAUCACCACCACACGCUACAGCAUCGGAGGCCUCAGCCCCAACUCGGAGUACGAGAUUUGGGUGUCGGCUGUCAACACCAUAGGGCAGGGCCCUCCCAGCGAGUCGGUAGUGACCCGGACUGGGGAGCAGGCCCCAGCCAGUGCCCCCCGAAAUGUGCAGGGCCGUAUGCUCAGUGCCACCACCAUGAUCAUCCAGUGGGAAGAGCCGGUGGAACCCAACGGCCUGAUUCGUGGCUACCGUGUUUACUACACCAUGGAGCCCGACCACCCCGUUGGGAAUUGGCAGAAACACAACGUGGAUGACAGUCUCCUGACGACCGUGGGCAGUCUGUUAGAAGAUGAGACCUACACUGUCCGUGUCCUGGCCUUUACCUCUGUGGGUGACGGACCCCUCUCAGACCCCAUCCAGGUCAAAACACAGCAAGGAGUACCUGGACAGCCCAUGAACUUCCGGGCAGAAGCUAAGUCCGAGACCAGCAUCAGCCUGACCUGGAGUGCCCCUCGGCAGGAGAGUAUAGUGAUGUAUGAGCUACUCUACCGGGAAGGAGACCAUGGCAAAGAGGUAGGGAAAAACUUCGGCCCCACAACCUGGUUCGUGGUGGAAGACCUGAAGCCUAACACGGAAUACACCUUCCGCCUGGCAGCCCGCUCCGCACAAGGCCUGGGGGCCUUCACCUCGGAGGUCAGGCAGCGCACUCUCCAGUCUAAACCGUCUGCCCCCCCUCAAGACGUAAAAUGCGUCAGCACCAGAUCCACGGCCAUUCUGGUAAGUUGGCGCCCGCCGCCCGCCGAGAGCCAAAAUGGUGACCUAGCGGGCUACAGUGUGCGCUACCGAGCCCUGGACUCUGAGGACCCGCACCCCCGGGAGGUGAAGCAGAUCCCCCCCAGCACCACGCAGAUCCUCCUGGAGUCCCUGGAGAAGUGGACUGAGUACCGCAUCACCGCGGUGGCCCACACGGCCGUGGGACCAGGGCCCGAGAGCUCGCCCAUCAUCAUCCGCACCGAUGAAGAUGUGCCCAGUGCGCCCCCUCGGAAGGUGGAGGUAGAGGUGCUGAACUCCACAGCCAUCAGGGUGCUGUGGCGCUCACCUGUCCCCAGCCGGCAGCACGGACAGAUCCGAGGCUACCAGGUCCACUAUGUCCGCAUGGAGAAUGGUGAGGCCAAGGGGCUGCCCCAGAUCAAAGACGUCAUGCUGGCUGAUGCCCAGUGGGAAACAGAUGAUACAGCUGAAUACGUGGAAUUUCCCCAAGGAUUUCCCCAAGGAGACAAGACCCCCAUACCAGGACUGCUGAAAAAGCAAUCGCAGGCAGUGUGUGUUAACAUCUCUGUGGCACUCACUGAGAUGGUCAUCGACAAGCUACAGCCUGAAACCUCGUACUCUGUCACCGUGGCAGCAUACACUAUGAAAGGUGACGGUGCACGCAGCAAACCCAAGCUGGUGGUGACCAAGGGAACAGUCCUGGGCAAACCCAGUCUAUCUAUACACCAGACCCUGGACAACAGUUUGCAGGUGCACUGGGAGCCAGCCCCGGGGUCCGAGGGCCAGGUCCUAGGCUACCGGCUGCAGUUUGGCCGGAAGGAUGUGUCCCCUUUAGCCACCCUGGAGUUCCCAGCCUCAGAGGACCAAUACACAGCCACUAGCAUCCACAAAGGGGCCACGUACGUGUUCAAACUGGCUGCCAAGAGCCGGGCGGGCUUCGGGGAGGAGGCGGCCCAGGAGCUCAGCAUCCCUGAGGACGUGCCGCAGGGCUACCCGCACAUCCUGGAGGCUGGCAACGUGUCGGCAGCCUCGGUGCAGUUCCGCUGGCUGCCCCCCGUGCCAGCCGAGAGGAACGGGGCCAUCGUCAAGUACACCGUGGCCUUUCGAGAGGCCGGCUCGGUGGGGCCACCCGUGGAGACAGAGCUUCCCGCAUCACCGGAUAACUCGUUCACCCUGCAAGGCCUCAAGCCCAACACAGCCUAUGAUGUUAAAAUCCGUGCCCACACGAGGCAGGGCCCCGGGCCCUACAGCCCCACUGUCCGCUAUCGGACAUUCCUUCUGGACCAAGUCUCACCCAAGAACUUUAAGGUGAAGAUGGUGAUGAAGACCUCGGUCUUGCUGAGCUGGGAAUUUCCUGAGAAUUAUAACUCCCAUACCCCCUACAAGAUCCAGUACAAUGGGCUCAACAUUGACGUUGAUGGCCGCACCACCAAGAAACUCAUCACCAACCUCAAGCCAAGCACCUUCUACAAUUUUGUGCUGACCAACCGUGGGAACAGCAUGGGCGGCCUGCAGCAGACAGUGGCCGCCUGGACGGCCUUCAACAUGCUGAGCUCCAAGCCUGCCAUCGCCCACAAGCCUGAGCCCGACGGCCGCGUGCUGGUGCAGCUCCCCGAUGGCCAGAGCCCCGUGCCUGUCCAGAGCUACUUCAUUGUGGUGGUGCCUUUGCGGAAGAUCCGGGGAGGAUUCCAGAAUCCCCCAGCAAGCCCAGAGGAUAUGGACCUAGAAGAGCUGAUUCAGGACAUCUCAAGGUUGCACCGGCGGAGCCUACGCCACUCCCGCCAGCUGGACUCCCCCAAGCCCUACAUCGCCGCCCGCUUCUACUCUCUGCCCUCACGCUUCGAGCUGGGUGACCAGAGACACUACAGCGGCUUUGACAACAAAGCCCUCGAGGCCGGCCAGAGAUACGUCUUCUUCGUCCUGGCAGUGCUGCAGAAGACAGAGCCCACCUUCGCGGCCAGCCCUUUCUCCAGUCCCAUCCAGCUGGACAAUCCUGACCCGCAGCCCAUCAUCGAUGGGGAAGAGGGCCUCAUCUGGGUCAUCGGGCCCGUUCUGGCCGUGGUUUUCAUCAUCUGCAUUGUCAUCGCCAUCCUGCUUUAUAAGAACAAACCUGAUAGCAAACGUAAGGACUCGGAGCCACGCACCAAAUGCCUGCUGAACAACGCGGACCUCACCCCCCACCACCCAAAGGACCCGGUGGAAAUGAGACGCAUAAAUUUCCAGACACCAGAUUCUGGCCUCAGCAGCCCCCUCAGUGACCCCGAGUUUCACUUUGAAAGUAUGCUCAGCCACCCUCCAAUCCCCAUCACCGAGAUGGCUGAGCACACAGAGCACCUCAAAGCCAAUGACAACCUGAAGUUAUCCCAAGAGUAUGAGUCUAUUGACCCCGGACAGCAGUUCACCUGGGAACACUCUAACCUGGAGGUGAAUAAGCCCAAGAAUCGUUAUGCCAAUGUCAUAGCCUACGACCACUCUCGGGUCAUCCUUCUCCCCAUGGAAGGCAUCGUGGGCAGCGAUUACAUCAACGCCAACUACAUAGAUGGUUACCGAAAACAAAACGCGUAUAUCGCCACGCAGGGACCCCUGCCUGAGACCUUUGGCGACUUCUGGCGCAUGGUGUGGGAGCAACGCUCUGCCACCGUGGUCAUGAUGACCAAGCUGGAGGAGAAGUCACGGAUCAAGUGUGACCAGUACUGGCCUGGCCGGGGCACAGAGACCUAUGGUGUGAUCCAGGUUACCCUGCUGGACACAAUCGAGCUGGCGACAUUCUGCGUCCGGACCUUCUCCCUGCACAAGAAUGGUUCCAGCGAGAAGCGUGAAGUACGCCAGUUCCAAUUCACAGCGUGGCCAGACCAUGGCGUCCCUGAGUACCCAACACCCUUCCUGGCUUUCUUGAGAAGAGUGAAGACCUGCAACCCUCCAGAUGCAGGCCCCAUUGUGGUUCAUUGCAGCGCGGGCGUGGGCCGGACAGGCUGCUUCAUCGUCAUAGACGCCAUGCUGGAGCGGAUCAAGCCCGAGAAGACCGUGGACAUCUACGGGCACGUGACCCUCAUGCGCUCACAGCGCAACUACAUGGUCCAGACCGAGGACCAGUACAGCUUCAUCCACGAUGCCCUUCUGGAAGCCGUUGCCUGUGGCAACACUGAGGUCCCCGCCCGCAACCUUUACUCAUACAUUCAGAAGCUGGCCCAGGUGGAGACUGGCGAGCACGUCACGGGCAUGGAGCUGGAGUUCAAGAGGCUGGCCAAUUCCAAAGCCCACACGUCCCGCUUCAUCAGUGCCAACCUUCCCUGUAACAAGUUCAAGAACCGCCUGGUGAACAUCAUGCCGUACGAGAGCACACGUGUGUGCCUGCAGCCCAUCCGCGGCGUGGAGGGCUCUGACUACAUCAAUGCCAGCUUCAUCGACGGCUACCGGCAGCAGAAGGCCUACAUCGCCACACAGGGGCCGCUGGCAGAGACCACCGAGGACUUCUGGCGGAUGCUGUGGGAGAACAACUCCACCAUCGUGGUGAUGCUCACCAAGCUGCGGGAGAUGGGUCGGGAGAAAUGUCACCAGUACUGGCCAGCAGAACGAUCGGCACGCUACCAGUACUUUGUGGUGGACCCCAUGGCGGAGUAUAACAUGCCCCAGUACAUCCUGCGCGAGUUCAAAGUCACCGACGCCCGGGACGGCCAGUCCCGGACUGUCCGCCAGUUCCAGUUCACAGACUGGCCAGAGCAAGGCGUGCCAAAGUCGGGCGAAGGUUUCAUCGACUUCAUCGGCCAAGUGCACAAAACCAAGGAGCAGUUUGGCCAGGACGGGCCCAUCUCUGUCCACUGCAGUGCCGGCGUGGGCAGGACUGGGGUCUUCAUCACGCUCAGCAUCGUCCUGGAGAGGAUGCGCUAUGAGGGAGUGGUGGACAUCUUCCAGACGGUGAAGAUGCUACGGACGCAGAGGCCGGCCAUGGUGCAGACGGAGGAUGAGUACCAGUUCUGCUACCAGGCUGCCCUCGAGUACCUUGGAAGUUUUGACCACUAUGCAACAUAAAAAGCCAUCCCUCCCCGAACCGACUCCACGGGCCGCUGGACGUCAUGGACGCUCCCCCUUCCCUCACCCGGAAGGGUCCUCGAACUGAUUACCACAAACUGAACCGAACAAGUACCUUUUUAUUUGGACACCACAGCGGGAGCCUGGGGGAAGGGCGGGCCCAACGCAGGCCACUCACUCUGGGGCCUCCACAGCAUGAACUCCAGGAGCGGUCCAGAAGCUUGUGAGCCAGGGCUGGUCUGAGCAGCAGCGGCUUGUUACCUCAAGUUGGCUUUGGUCCCCAGGUCACCUUGCCCCCCCCCAGCCCCCACUCCGGGGAGGGGCACAGUCACUUGGGGCCCAUCAUUAAGAAUUUGAUGUCUUUGUUUGCCUGGUUGGACAUUUUUAGGGGAAAUCACCCCCCCACCCACACCACCCUCCACCAUUCACCCACGCAGAGCCCCCAGCCGCAGCCCUGAGCCAAUGACCACAUCAAUGAAAUGCCUCCUCUGUACAGCACUGGGGGAGGGACAGAGAUUCGCCAAGCCUGGCCCGGCCUGCCAGAACUCCCCCAGCAUGGGGAGGGAAGGCUGCCCAGGGGUCCCCACAACCAGGACCCAGCUGGGAGGCAGGGGGGCUGGGGCCACAUCCCCUUUUGAAUACUUGGAACAUUCCUUAUUUCUUUUUUGAUUCCAAAAAAUGUUAUUUCUGGAAAGCUGGAGAAAAAGACAAAGGGGGGAGGGUGCAGCAUGGCAAGUAGCUUUCCUGCAGGUGGGAUUUCAGAGGGUGGGGAGAGGGGGGCAAGGCAGAGGAGCUGCUGGGACAGGCCUGUUCAACCCAUUCCUCCCUGUCUUCAGCAAAUACUGUCUCCUUUCUCCCACCCCUGCCCGGGGCUUGGGGAAGAGACGGUUCUAGACUCAUAGGAUUCCAACCAGAAGGAACCUUAGGAAUCGUAGGACCCAUUGCUUUACAGGUGAGGAAAUAGGCCCCACAAGGCCAUGACUUGCCCUGGGUCACCCAGGCAAAGUCUGAAUUUGAACCCGAAGCCUCUGCCGGUUCUCCCUACCCCCUCCGGAUAACCAUGCGGCCUCCGCCGAGCCCACCUCCUCCCAGCCGUCAGACCAUCAGGAAAGAGCAGAGCCUUGGCCCUGCCUUGGCCCUGCGCUGUGAGCGGCUUUCUUUAAAGUAUCGAUGUAACUGUAACCAGUGACAUUACCGUUUUUUUUAAAUAGUGUAUUUUUCCUUUUUUUAAAAAAAAACUGACAGAAUAUGAGUCAAUGAAUUUAAAAGAGAAUUUGCUUAUUCAUAUUACGUUCAAAGACAGUCUAUUUUUUCACGGUAGAAACGUUCUGUGUGCUGGCUGUGAUCAUGUACAAGAUUACGUGCGAAUUGCUACUUCUACAUAUGCUUUUCUACCAUUGGAAAGGUUCGACUCGCUCAUGGAAGAAUGAACUGUCCUUGUUUUGUUUUUAAAUUAAAUCUCAGACAUAUCAGGCAUGGCUCCAGGUGCGGGGGAGGCCAGGGGAAGGCUGGCCAGCAGGCCCCCUCCUCCUUUGAGCUCCUCUGCCAGGACCAAGCACCCACUGCGGGGGGGGGGGGGGGGAGGGAUGGCCCCUCCCACCCUGGAAGCCCUCCUACCCACCCCAGGCGUGCAGGUGCCCUGGGUCACACCAGACAUCUAGUGGGAACCACCACCUGGAUGCUGGUGGGCCCCCAGGGCUCAGACUGUGUGGAAGGAAGAUGCAUCCCCUGCCCCAGGCCACCCUGGGCACCUCUCCCUCUCCCUUGCUCUCUGGAUGCAUGAGGAUGGGGGCCCCAGCUGGACCCUGGGCAUGGGGAAGUUGGACACGCGCGCACACACACACACACACUCUCAGACCACAACGUGUGUGUGCACACACACAACCCCAACCGGCCUCCUGCACUGACCAGGGAGGGACUGGGCCCGCUCCGCCCCGACCAAAAGGGCCGUGGGAACCUGGCCCCAAACUCUUGACAACCUGCAGCCAAGACUUCACCCCAGGGAGAUGAGGGGAAAGGAGAAAAGCAGAUGCCAACCGAGACCAGUUUUUUCUCUUUGUACGAGAGCAGAGACACUAUCCGUUUUCCCACUGUUACUUCAAACUGAAACUGUAAGUGGUUUUCCUGCCACUGUGUAUGUAGAUAUAUCGACUUUGUAUUAAAGGAAGAUUGUCUGAAA
This is a messenger RNA of Phascolarctos cinereus (koala), 8891 nucleotides long. Lineage: Eukaryota; Metazoa; Chordata; Mammalia; Diprotodontia; Phascolarctidae. The record is from RefSeq and is a predicted model, not a curated record.